AUGGCCGAGAACAUUGCCAAACAGAAUCAAUACCAAUAUGCAGCCAAUUCGAGUCUUGUGCUACAGGCGGAUCGUAGUGGAUUAGCACGCAGAGACCAAGAGCCAACGGGCGAGCCCGAGUCAUUGUAUGGCAAGAUUGACCCCAAAGACUUUGGUUCACGGGCUGUGCGAGAGACACCAAAGGACAUUGAAGAGAAGAAAAAGAAGGCUGCAAAGCGAUCUGAAGAAUCAGCAGAGAAGCGACGUCGAAAAAAGGAGGAAAGCGCCAUCAGCAAAGCUUACGGCUACUCAUCAGUACUUUCAGCAACGGAUGAUUGGGAAGGAUUGAAUUAUCGGCCACGAACAAAAGAGACACGUGAAGCAUAUGAACACAUCUUAUCAUUCGUCUAUGAUCAUCUUGGUGACCAGGCUCGGGAUGUCAUUCGUAGCGCUGCUGAUGAUGUACUCGAGACGUUGAAGACUGAUACACUCAAAGACUUUGACAAGAAGCGUGAAAUCGAAUCCGUUAUUGGCAACAUUGAAUCCGACAAGUUUGCACAGCUGGUCAAUCUCUCAAAGAAGAUCACCGAUUACAAUGCUGAGGACAAUAUGGAUGUCGAUGAACGAGGUGAAAAGGUCGGCGAUAUCGAUGACGAAGUUGGCGUCGCUGUUGUAUUCGAUGAAGAUGAAGAUGAGGAAGAAGAAGAUGAUCAAUUCGAAGUGUGCGAUGAGGAUGAAGAGGAAGAAGCAAUGGCUGCUGCUGAGGCAGAUGCUGAUCACGUCUUAUCGGUGGGCCAAAAGAAUCGAUACAUGGAUGAAGAAGAGGAAGAAUCACCUGAUGAAGAGGAGGGCUUCAAGACUGUACUUCCUGGAUCCGAUGGCAGCAAAAAGAAGCGUGGCACAGCAACAAAGAAAUCAGACAGCGUUUCUCCUCACGACAUUGAUGCUUUUUGGUUGCAACGACAAAUCGCCACGCAUUAUCCUGAUCCUCACACAGCACAAGAAAAGACACAAAAGGCAUUCGACAUCAUUGGCUCUGAAUCUGUCAGCAUGCGUGAUUGUGAGAACGAGCUCAUGGGUCUCUUCGACUAUGAGAACUUUGAUCUUGUUCGUAUCCUUGUCAAGAACCGUGAUUUGAUCUACUGGUGUACUCGAUUGGCAAGAGUGACAGGCGAAGAACGAACGGCUUUGGAAGCUGAGAUGCAACAAAAGAAUGUGGGAUGGAUUUUACGUGAUCUUAGUGGUGACAGAGCUUUGCGUGGUGAAGCAUUGGAGCGUAAGGGUGUUGUUGACACUGCCAUGGAGAUCGAUGAGGAGCAACCCAGUGGUCGUAGCCGAGGACAGGUGCCCACUACUACUACCAUCACGCCUGGUACCACCAAGACACCUCGACAAAUGCUUGACUUGGAUGAUUUGGCAUUUGAACAAGGUUCGCAUCUUAUGUCUAACAAAAAGGUCAAGCUUCCUGAUGGUUCUUUUAAGCGUUCCAAGAAGGGUUACGAGGAGAUCCAUGUUCCAUCACCAAAGCCUCAAGCAUUUGCUGCCAAUGAGAAGCUUGUUCCUAUUUCAGAGAUGCCUGAAUGGACUCAUGAGGCGUUCCCUGGUGCAAAGAGUCUCAAUCGUGUGCAGAGCAGAUUGUAUCCUUCGGCCUUUGGUGGAGAUGAGAAUUUAUUGUUGUGUGCUCCCACUGGUGCAGGCAAGACCAAUGUUGCCAUGUUGACUGUUCUUCGUGAAAUGCACAACCAUCGUGAUCCUGAGACUGGUCACAUUGAUCUCGACGCUUUCAAGAUUGUGUAUAUUGCUCCUAUGAAGGCUUUGGUUCAAGAAAUGGUCGGCAAUUUUGGCAAUCGUCUCAAGCCAUAUGGUGUCAAUGUUGCUGAGUUGACAGGUGAUCGGCAAUUGACCAAGCAGCAAAUCGCUGACACCCAAAUCAUUGUCACCACACCAGAGAAAUGGGAUAUCAUCACUCGCAAGGCAACCGAUCGCAGCUAUACGUCAUUGGUACGAUUGAUCAUCAUUGACGAAAUUCACUUGUUGCACGAUGAGCGUGGUCCUGUAUUGGAAAGCAUUGUUUCUCGUACGAUUCGCACAAUGGAGCAGACACAAGAAUUGGUGCGUUUGGUCGGCUUGUCAGCAACUUUGCCCAACUAUGCCGAUGUCGCAGCAUUUUUACGUGUGGAUCCAAAGACUGGUUUGCAUCAUUUUGACAGCACUUUCCGUCCUUGUCCUUUGCGUCAACAAUUUAUUGGUGUCACUGAAAAGAAGGCUAUCAAACGAUUCCAAGUCAUGAACGAGGUGUGCUAUGAGAAGGUUGUGGAGCAACUUGAGAAUCGUGAGGAGAAUCAAGUCUUGAUCUUUGUGCAUUCUCGCAAGGAGACGGCCAAGACAGCAAAGUCGAUGCGUGAUCUUGCAUUGGAGCGUGAUACGCUUACUCGUUUCCUCAAGGAUGAUUCAGCUAGUCGAGAGAUUCUUCAAUCAGAAGCUGCCACUGUUAAGGAUGCCAAUUUGCAAGAGCUUUUGCCUUAUGGUUUUGCUAUCCAUCAUGCUGGAAUGACGCGUGCUGAUCGUACAUUGGUGGAAGAACUCUUUGCUGAUGGUCAUAUCAAGGUGCUUUGUUCAACAGCUACUCUUGCAUGGGGUGUCAAUUUGCCUGCACACGCUGUCAUUAUCAAGGGCACACAGAUCUAUUCACCAGAGAAGGGUCGAUGGGUUGAAUUAUCACCACAAGAUGUAUUGCAAAUGUUGGGUCGUGCUGGUCGUCCACAAUAUGAUACGUAUGGUGAAGGUAUCAUCAUCACAGCUCAUUCCGAAUUGCAAUAUUAUCUAUCAUUGAUCAACACGCAAUUACCGAUCGAGUCACAAUUCGUUGGCAAGCUUGCAGACAAUCUUAAUGCCGAGGUGGUGCUUGGAACGAUCCGUAACCGUGAUGAGGCUGUGCAAUGGCUUGGAUACACUUACUUGUAUGUGCGCAUGUUGAGAAAUCCAAUGUUGUACAGCGUAUCGCAUGAUGAUUUGGAAGAUGAUCCUUACCUGGAACAGAAGCGUGUGGAUUUGAUUCAUGCAGCGGCAUCCAUUCUCGACAAGUGCAAUUUGAUCAAGUAUGACAAGAAAUCAGGUCGAUUCCAAGUGACUGAGCUCGGUCGUAUCGCAUCUCAUUAUUAUGUCACCCAUCAAUCCAUGUCGACCUAUAAUCAACAUUUGCGACCUAUGAUGAGCCACAUUGAGCUUUUCCGCGUAUUUGCAUUGUCGGAUGAAUUCAAGUACAUUCCUGUGCGUGAGGAAGAGAAGAUGGAGCUUGCAAAGUUGCUUGAGCGUGUACCAGUGCCUGUCAAGGAGAGUCUCGAGGAGCCAACUGCCAAGAUCAAUGUGCUUUUGCAGGCGUAUAUCUCUCAACUCAAAUUGGAUGGCUUUGCAUUGGUUUCUGAUAUGGUCUAUGUCACUCAAAGCGCUGGCCGUAUCCUUCGAUCCAUCUUUGAAAUUUGUCUCAAGCGUGGUUGGGCACAAUUGACACUCAAGGCUCUUGAUCUUUGUAAGAUGGUUGAACAACGUGCUUGGUUAUCCAUGUCACCAUUGCGUCAAUUCAAGGCUAUGCCAGCUGAUUUGAUUCGUCGUUUGGAGCGCAAAGAGUUCCCUUGGGAUCGUUAUUAUGAUUUGAAUCCUCAAGAGUUGGGCGAGCUUGUUUCACAACCCAAGGCCGGCAAGAUGUUGCAUAAGUAUGUCCAUCAAUUCCCCAAGCUCGAAUUGCAAGCACAUGUGCAACCGGUGACUCGUUCAUUGCUCAAGAUGGAAUUGACUGUGACUCCUGAUUUCCAAUGGGAUGAGAAGGUUCAUGGCGUAGCACAGGCAUUCUGGGUGCUUAUUGAGGAUGUCGAUGGUGAGCACGUUUUAUACCACGAUUACUUUGUGCUCAAGCAACGCUAUGCUGAGGAGGAUCAUUUGUUGACAUUUACGGUGCCUUUAUACGAGCCAUUGCCACCCAACUACUUUGUCACUGUUGUAUCGGAUCGUUGGUUGCAUUCGGUUACCAAGUUGCCUGUAUCAUUCAAGCAUUUGAUUUUGCCUGAGAAGUAUGCACCACACACUGAAUUGCAUGAUUUGCAGCCAUUGCCAGUUUCAGCUUUGCGUAAUGCCGAAUUCGAAUCAGUGUACAGCGACUGGAUCUCGCAAUUCAAUCCUAUCCAGACUCAAGUAUUCAAUACGCUUUACACCACGGAUGACAAUGUGUUCAUUGGUGCACCUACAGGCAGUGGAAAAACGGUUUGCGCUGAAUUUGCAUUGAUGCGUCUUUGGUCACAAAAGGAGGAUAGCCGAGCUAUUUAUGUUGCACCCUUCCAGGAGAUUGUCAACGAACGUGUGGAACAAUGGCGCAAGAAAUUCGGUGAUACUGGUGGUGGCAAGCAAAUUGUGGCAUUGACGGGCGAGACAAGUGCUGAUUUGAAGCUUCUUGAGCUUGGAGAUUUGAUUGCAUGCACGCCAACACAAUGGGAUGUUAUUUCACGACGAUGGAAGCAGCGUAAGAAUGUACAGAAUGUGGAUCUCUUUAUUGCGGAUGAAAUGCACGUCAUUGGUGAUGAUCAAAUUGGUCCAACCUACGAAGUCAUUGUUUCGCGUAUGAGAUACAUCGCCUCGCAGACUCAGAAUCCUAUUCGUAUUGUGGCUCUCAGCACAUCGGUGGCCAAUGCACGUGAUCUUGGUGAAUGGAUUGGCGCUACUUCACAUUCAGUCUUCAAUUUCCAUCCUUCGGUGCGACCAGUGCCUCUUGAGAUCCAUAUUCAAAGCUACAACAUUCCACACUUUGCAUCAUUGAUGAUGGCUAUGGCCAAGCCAACUUACCUCGCAAUCACAGGCCAUUCAGCUGAUAAGCCGGUGUUGGUAUUUGUGCCCUCUCGCAAGCAAUGUCGUUUGACAGCUCUCGACAUCAUCACUUAUUGUGUUGGCGAUGAUACACCCACACGUUUCUUGCAUUGCAACAUUGAAGAGGUACAGCCAUUGCUCGAUCGCAUUCAAGAUAAGACACUUGUGGAGACAUUGCAACAUGGUAUCGGUUUCUAUCAUGAGGCACUUUCCAAGGGCGACAAGCGCAUUGUUCAACAGCUAUACGAAUCGGGUGCUAUUCAAGUGGUCAUUGCUUCACGUGACACAUGCUGGGGUAUUUCAAUGAGCUCACACAUGGUGGUGGUGAUGGGUACACAAUACUUUGAAGGCAAGGAACAUCGCUAUGUGGAUUAUCCAAUGAAGGACGUCUUGCAGAUGAUUGGCCGUGCUUGUCGACCAAGCGAUGAUGAGACAGGCAAAUGCGUAUUGAUGUGCAACGCCAACAAGAAGGAGUAUUACAAGAAGUUCUUAUUCGAAGCCAUUCCCGUUGAAUCUCAUUUGGAUCAAACCAUGCAUGACCACUUCAACGCCGAGAUUGUCACCAAGACGAUUGAGAAUAAGCAGGAUGCUGUGGAUUAUCUUACAUGGACAUUCCUUUAUCGACGUAUGGCACACAAUCCCAAUUACUAUGGCUUGUCUGGUACAUCGCAUCGCCACUUGUCCGAUCAUUUGUCCGAAUUGGUGGAGAACACAUUGAACGAUUUGCAAGAGACCAAGUGUAUCACAAUCGAAGACGAGAUGGAUGUCAGCCCAUUGAACCUUGGUAUGAUUGCAGCUUACUACAACAUCAACUACACAACCGUCGACAUGUUCAGCGUCAGCUUAAAGAGCAGCACCAAGCUCAAGGGUCUCUUGGAAAUUGUGUCAUCGGCUACCGAGUUCGACAACAUCCCCAUUCGUCAUCACGAGGAUGCAGUACUCAAGCGUAUCUACGAACGUUUGCCUGUCAAGUUGGCUCAACCAAAAUACAACACACCAAGAAUCAAGACCAUCAUUCUUUUGCAAGCUCACUUUUCUCGUCUCCAAUUGACACCCGAUCUUCAAUCCGACCAAUCCCUCAUUUUGGGUCGUAUCAUUCCUUUGUUGCAAGCAUGUGUCGAUGUGAUUUCUUCCAAUGGAUGGUUACCACCAGCAUUAUCAACCAUGGAAUUGGCUCAAAUGUGUGUACAAGCAAUGUGGGAUCGUGAUUCACCUCUCAAGCAAGUACCCUAUUUCACCAGCGAUGUCAUCAAGCGUUGUGAGCAACAUGAAGUUGAAUCAGUAUUCGACAUUAUGGAAUUGGAAGAUGAUGUACGCAAUGAUGUGCUACGCAUGGAUAAGAACCGAUUACGUGAGGUGGCCAACUUUGUCAAUCGAUACCCCAACGUUGAAGUCGGCUUUGAAGUGGCUGAUCCUGAGUCCGUUGCAUCUGGUGGUGUCGUUAACGUGAAGAUUCAAAUUGAGCGUGAAGGUGACGAGGAUGAAGAAUUGGGCCCUGUGGUGGCACCCUAUUUCCCUGCAAAGAAGGAUGAAGGCUGGUGGAUCGUUAUCGGUGAUCCUACUACAAAGACUCUUUUGGCUAUCAAGCGUGUCACUUUGGCACAUCGUCUCACUGCCAAGCUCGACUUUAUUGCUCCCAAGGCUGGCCAUCACAAUCUCAAGUUGUAUCUCAUGUCUGACAGCUACAAUGGAUGCGAUCAAGAAUUGGAUAUGGAGCUCGACGUCGCUGAAGGCGAAGAUAGCAGUGAAGAAGAUGAAAGCAUGGAUGAAGAUUAA
Messenger RNA from Lichtheimia ornata, 6609 nucleotides. RefSeq lists its product as uncharacterized. Lineage: Eukaryota; Fungi; Mucoromycota; Mucoromycetes; Mucorales; Lichtheimiaceae. The transcript has a single exon. The record is from RefSeq and is a predicted model, not a curated record. The coding region runs from base 1 to 6609 and encodes 2202 amino acids. Gene Ontology annotation, molecular function: nucleic acid binding; ATP hydrolysis activity; ATP binding. Gene Ontology annotation, cellular component: nucleus.